GAAAUCAGGAAGCGCUAACUUGCUGCGACAUGCACAUCCGGGUCAGGGCGUUGUUUACAUGUGGUUGCUUCUUAACGGUGGUGUUUUUGAAACCCUAAAUUAAGAUCAGGGAGACUUCAAGGAGGAUUGAUGAGUAAUUGAUGAAUUGAUUAGAAGUUUGAAGAGUGAGAAACUGUGAGGAUGUCUGCUGAAGGCCAUGUGGAGCAGAAGGUUCUUCAAUAUGAACACUUUAUCAACGAAGUUCUGAGGAGAGAUUUACAGUAUGACCCUCAAACAGAUUUUUAGAAUAAUAAUAAUUAUAAUUAUAAUUAUUAUUAUUAUAUGAGGAUAAAGGGGGUAACUGUUGAGUUUGUGAUGUUUGUCAGGAAGGUGUUGGAGCAGAGAGACUCUGUUUAUGAGAAGAUCUCUCAGUACCUGCAGCUGAAGAACACCAUCCAGACUCUACAGGUAAACACACACACACACACACACACACACACACACACACACACACCUGAGGCCAGAGGCCUGUUCUACGAAGCUGGAUUUGGUCUUAGCGAGAUAACUUCUGGGUUUUCCGUACUACGAAGGUGGAUCUCUUUUUAUCCGGGUCCGUUGCCCCGGUAACUUACGCGGAACGCCAAACCUGCUCCGGAGCAGGUUAUGUUUCAGGAUAAGAGCUCAGCAGGUAUAAAAGACCGCCCAAUGACCAAUCGGAUCUCUUGGAAAAUGGCUUGCCCACUUUUGCCGGAUCCCGUGGACAUCGUUGCACGGAUAGUGAGAGGAGCGCUCCGCCGAGAGCGUUAUAUUCAUGAUCGUUCAAAUCCGUUUGAUUUACCUGAUGACGUUCUCUAUGAACGUUACAGGUUUUCCUCGGACGGCCUCAACAAAGCAUGAAGUCUAAGCAAUGCACUAAUAUUUGCCAAGCUCCAGGGUCCAAUUUCAUGCAGCAUAUCAGUCAUCAUUCAGAAUUUAUUGAAGCAGAUUGGAAAACUCCUCUUGGCCCAAAAUGUGUCUGCAGAUGACGUGACCAUCAGAUGAUGAAGAAAAAAAAAGGCAGUGAAGAAAUCACUGUUAACGCGUUGAAAUAUGUACAAAUAAAAUCUUCCAAUAAACUUACAAACUACUUAAAAGGAUGUUUUUAGAUUUAUUUUUAUUUGCUUUGCCUCCGUUGCUUCGUAGAAUAGGCCCCUGUCCUCAGUAUCUACCUGGAAAUGUGCUGAAACCUACUCUCUCUCUCUGUGUGUGUGUGUGUGUGUGUGUGUGUGUGUGUGUGUGUGUGUGUGUGUGUGUGUGUGUGUGUGUGUGUGUGUGUGUGUGUGUAGGAGUCUGGCUUGCAGCAGUUGAAGACUGAGGUGGAUCUAGGCUGUAAUUUCUACGUCCAGGCUGAAGUGUAAGUAACUGUUAAAUCCUGGUGAAAAGUCUAUUGACCUGCAGAUACCGUAAUGUCCCUAAUAUAAGGGGACCAUGGUUAUGAAGUCACUUACACUGUAAGAUGACCCUCCCUUGAAAUUAAAUUUAUUUUUAUGGCACUUUACAGACAAAAAUGUAGUUCAAAGUUCCUCACAGAGACUAAAAACAAAAAUUAAAUAACAAUAAAACCUGAACCUCCCACACAUACAAGCACAUACGCAAGCUGACACAGUGUGAGAAUUUAAGAUAUAUUGUUAAAGAGACAUGGGCUGACACCUAGACAUUGCAUAAAGAAAGAGCUACCUUUAGGAAACACUGGGGGGAAAAAAAACUAAAAUAAGAAAGGUAAAAAGAGCAACUAACACCUGAUGGACUAAAACAAAAAAUAAAUAAAUAAAAAAUGGUAAUGAGAAAGACUUAAACCUGCUGGACUAAAACAAUAAAAUAAAAUAAAUAAAUAAAAAAUGAUGAAAGGAAAGACUUAAAGCUGAUGGAGCAAAACAAUAAAAUAAAUAAAACUGUUAAAAAGAAAGAUUAAAACCUGAUGGACUAAAACAAGGUGCGAGAGUUGGGCAUUGAAUAAUGCAAUGGAGAAGUCCCUCAAUGGUACCUACACACGCAUGCUACGCAGGGUCCUAAAUGUACACUGGAGCUCACACACAACCAACGAAGUGCUUUACGGCGAACUGCCCGCAGUCGCUGACAAGAUAGCAGCCAAGAGACUCCAGCUUGCAGGACACUGUCACCGCCACCCUGAGCUGAGCACCCAGAAAGUCUUGCUAUGGGAGCCAAAGCAUGGCCACAGAAAUAGAGGGCGGCCACGAACAUCGUAUGUGGAUACCCUAAAGAAGGAUACUGGAGCGAAGAGUGCCAGCGAGCUAGCUUCACUGAUGAAGGAUUGUGACGUUUGGCGCAACCAUGUUCACUCUCGCCGCGUUGCGACCUAAGUCAAGUAAGUAAGUCAAGACUAAAACAAAAAUAAAAUAAAUAAAUAAUGGUAAAAGGAAAGACUUAAACCUAAUGUACCAAAACAACCAAAAAAAUUAAAAUAAAAUAAAUAAGAUAUGGUGAAAAGAAAGACUAAAUGGAUGGACUAAAACAAGAAGAAAAGAAAAGACAUUAAAAAUGGUAAUAAAAAAACUACAUCCUGAUGGACUAAAACAAUAAAAUUGAAUAAAUAAAAAAUGGUAAAAAGAAAGACUAAAACCUGAUGGACUUAAACAAUUAGAAAUUAAAAUACUUGAAUAAAAAAAGGUAAUAUAAAAAGACUUAAACCUAAUGGACUAAAACAAUAAACUAAAAGAAAAGAAAACAAAUUUAAAAAAUGGUAAAGAUAAACACUAAAACCUGAUGGACUAAAACAAUAGCUGAAAAUAAAUUUUAAAAAAAAUGGUAAAAAGAAGGACUAAAACCUGCUGAACCAAAAGAUCAAAUAAAUUAAAAUAAAUAAAAUAUGGUAAAAAGAACGACUAAAAGCUGAUGGACGAAAACAAUACAAUAAAAUAAAUAAAUAGAUAUAUAUUGGUAAAAAGAAGGACAAAAACCUAAUGUACCAAAACAAUAAAAUAAAAUAAAGUAAAUGAAAUAUGGUGAAAAGAAAGACGAUGAGCUGAUGGACUAAAACAAUAAAAGAAAAGAAAAGAAAUCGAAAAACAGCGAUAAAAAAAGACUACAACCUGAUGGAUUAAAACAAUAGAAUAAAUAAAAAAUGGUAAGAAGAAAGACUUGAACAUGAUGGACUAAAAUAAUUUUAAAAAAAAUUAUAAAAUUGUUGAAAAGAAAGACUAAGACCUGAUGGACUAAAACCAUAAAAGAAAAAAAAAGAAAAAGGAAGACUUAAACCUGAUGGACUACAACAAUUAGUAAUGACAUCAAUCAAAAAAUGGUGAUAAGAAAGACAUAAACCUGAUGGACUAACACAAAAAUAAAUAGGAAAAAAAAAAUUUUAAAAAAUGGUAAAAAGAAAGACUAAAACCUGAUGGACCAAAACAAUAAAAUAAAUUAAAAUAAAUUUAAUAUGGUAAAAGAACGACUAAAACCUGAUGGACUUAAGCAAUACAAUAAAAGAAAAUAAAUAAAUAAAUAAAAUAUGGUGAAAAGAAAGACUAUGAGCUGAUGGACUAAAACAAUAAAAGACAAGAAAAGAAAAGAAAAAAAUGGUAAUAAGAAAGACUUAAACAUGAUAGACUAAAACAAUAAAAUAAAAUAAAUUAAAAAAUGGUAAAAAGAGACUAAAACCUGAUGGACUUAAACAGUUAAAAAUUAAAUAAAGAAAUUAAAAAUGCUAAUAUGAAAGACUUAAACAUGAUGGACUAAAACAAGAAAAGAAAAGAAAUUAAAAAACAGUAAAAAUAAAGACUAAAACCUGAUGGACUAUAACAAUAAAAGAAAAGAAAUGAAAAAACUGUAAAACUAAAGACUAAAAUUUAAUGGACUGAAUGAUUACAAUAAAAUAAAUAGAUAAAAAUUGGUGAAAAGAAAGACUAAAAGCUGAUGAACCAAAACAAUAAAAUUUAUAAAAUAUAGUAAAAAGAAAGACUAGAACCUGAUUGACUAAAACAAAAAAAUAUAUAUUAAAAUUAGUAAAUAAUGGUAAAAAGAAAGACUUAAAGCUGAUGAACCAAAACAAUAAAAUUUAUAAAAUAUAGUAAAAAGAAAGACUAGAAGAACCUGAUUGACUAAAACAAAAAAAUAUAUAUUAAAAUUAGUAAAUAAUGGUAAAAAGAAAGACUUAAAGCUGAUGGACCAAAACAAUAAUAAAAAAGAAAAGAAAUACAAAAUGGCAAAAAGGAAGACUAAAACUUGGACUAAAACAAUAAAAGAAAAUAAAUAAAAAUGAUAAAAAGAAAGACAUAAGCCUAUUGGACCAAAACAAUAAAAUGAAAGAAAUGACAUUAAACAAAAAAUGGUAAGAAGGAAGACUUAAACCUGAUGAACCAAAACAAUAAAAUUAAACUAAAUUAAAUUAAAUAAAUAAAAAACGGUAAAAGGAAAGACUAAAAACUGAUGGACCGAAAUAAUUCAAUACAAUACAAUAAAAUAAACCUGAUGGACCAAAACAAUAACAUUAAAUUAAAUAAAUAAAAAAAGGUAAAAAGAAAGACUUAAACCUGAUGGACCAAAACAAUAAAAUAAAAUUAAUUAAUAAGAAAUGGUAAUAAGAAAGACUAAAACAAGAAAAUAAAAUUAACAGAUCAGUUAGAGCUCUUUACCAUAUAAAAGGGGUAAAAGAAGUAAAAACCUCUAUGACGGGAAUUAAGAAAAGGACUAAGAACAGAGAUAAUUUAUAAAAUGACAUAAAAUAAAUAUUUAGAACUUUGAUUAAAAUGAACAUUUGCAAUAAGAGAAAUAUAAAAAGGUAAUUAGUGAAAAGCCUGGUUUAAAAGGUGAGUCCUGAGCCUCUUCCUAAAAACAUCAACAGUCUCUGCGGCCCUGAGGCUCUCUGGCAGGCUGUUCCACAACCAGGGACCAUAGAAACUGAGCGCCGCCUCCCUCCCUGUGCCAAGGCUACCUUGCUCAGUUGACCUUGCUUCGUAGAAUAGGCCCCAGGAGGACCUCAGGGCCCGCAAGGGUUGAUACGAUAAAAGUAAGUCAGAUAAAUAAGAGGGGCUGAGACCAUUAAUACAUCUAAAAACCAAUAAAGGAAGAACCUGAAAAUCAGUCCUGAAAUGGACGGGGAGCCAAUGCAGCGAUGCUAAAGCUGGCGUUAUAUGCUCUCGCCCUCUGGUCCUUGUCAGAACUCUUAAUUUUGUAAAAGCUGAAGUGUAUGUAAAUUCUUUUCUUAAAAACCGACCUUUGCUAUGUUUUUCAUGUGUGGAGUAAAACUGAGCUCGGAGUCGAAGAUCACGCCCACAGAUGUUGAUACUUGUCAUUUUGUUAAAAGUGUCUCUUUUAGGCCUUCAGGACCAAGAACUAAAACCUCUGUUUUAGUUCUCAUUGGCCCGCUCAUCAGGAGACAUUGACAUGUACAGUUGUGUAUCAUCAGCAUAACUAUGGAAGUUGAUGCCUCCUGAUGAUGUCCCCCAGUAAAGAUUAAAAAGAGACUUCAGUUUUUAUAGAGUGGUCCAUGUUGGAGAGGGUUAAAGGUCCAGUCAAUAAAACAAGACUCUGGUAAAAGUAAAUAAAACAUUAUCAUGAUGCGUUUAAGUGUCACAUCCAGAAAAAGACAACUGUGUUUUAAUGAAAAAUCUGCAUUAACACUAGAGUGUGAAGGAAGACAGUAAUGUGGAUUGAUACUGAUAUUAAAUCAUGACGUGACUUUGUCUCAGGAUGUCCUCAUUUCUCACUGGACCUGUGAAGGUCAGCUGAUGGCAGAUAUAGCCUCUGAUUGGUUGACAAACCCAAACAAAGAUGACCGCCUCUAUUUGGCAUAGCUCACUCACAGCAGAAACUGUUAGUUCUUGUUGCUGAGAGCCUGGAUAUGGACAGUCUCUGGUUCUCUCUGUGGGACAGAAACACUCUGAGUUUGUUCGUCAUAAAGCCGACAGUCUCACAGAGCGAGUGGAUUUUACAGUGAGCUGCUGCAUCAUGCUGUUUUGAUUUUUGAGCUGAUUUAUAAACACCUCAGAGGUGAAAUUACUGACCUGGGCUUAAAGUUGGUGUUUCUAAAGGAGAACCGUUCGUCUGAUCUUCAGGUUAACACAGUCGCUUUAACUCGUACGACACAAAUCUGAAAACUGUUUUAAGAGUUAGUUUAAGAGCACUUUUCUAUGCAGUGGUCUGCUGGGGGGGCAGGGAGCACCGAGAGGGACAGGAAGAGACUGAACGGACUGGUCAGGAGGGCAAGUUCUGUCCUGGACUUCUCCUUGGACUCCCUGGAGGAGGUGGGUGAGAGGAGGAUGUUAGCAAAGCUUGUAUCCAUCAUGGACAAUCCCUCUCACCCACUGCACCAGACUGUGGGGGCUUUAAGCAGCUCCUUCAGCAGCAGACUGAGACUUCCACCUUGCAAGACGGAGCGCUACCGCAGGUCAUUCCUCCCUUCUGCAAUAAGACUUUACAAUGAACUGUAAUGAAACUGGACUCACACCACCACCUUUUUUCUGGCAUUUAAAUUAUUUUAUUUUUUUUAAUGAUAACAUUUAUUUAAGUUCUUAAUAUAACGAUCUUUAUUUUUAUAACUGCAUUUUGCACUAUCUUUGUCUGUGAUGCUGCUGUGACAAAAAAAUUUCCCCCAUGGGGGAUCAAUAAAGGAAUAUUCUAUUCUAUUCUAAAACAUCAUAAACAAGUUCAUUUUUACAAACCUGUUUGCCGAAGCAACACAGACAAACACUCUUGUCUCUCGGUCCCAGAAGCCGUAAAUUGAACUGAAUCCUGAACCGUUCAGCUAUGUAUCAGUUCAGGAGGUCAGAGUCACAGGCUCCCCCCACUUAAUGAGUCGGUGAUUUGGUGAACAAAUCUUUUUUGUGAACUGAUUCUAGUGAUUCAGUAUAUCUAAAAGAACUGCUGUGCCCAUCACUAUUGUGUCUGUUUUCAACUAAAGGAGAGUCACAAUCUCUGUCUCUGUGAUUUAUAAACUUUUUCCCGCCCUUCUUUAAACCCUGCCCCCUCUCUUCUUCUCCCGUCCUAUCAGGGAGGACUCGUCGAGGAUCUUUGUGGCGGUGGGUUACGGCUUCUUCGUGGAGAUGACUCACGACGAGGCUCUGAGGUUCAUCGAGAAGAAGACGAGUCAGCUCACAGCGUCAGUGCUUCAUCUGAGCUUCACACACACUCAGGCCGUUCUUCUUCUUCUUCUUCUUCUUCUUCUUCUUCUUCUUCUGUGGUUAUUGAGCGGCUGCAGUAACAUCAGCCUCCAGCAGAGGGCAGCGUAUCAGAGCAGCAGCGCUGACUUUAGCCUGAGUGAAAAGUUUCUGCUGAUGAAAUUAAGAUGAAAAAGUUUGAACUCUUCAUUCUGGCUCCAUCCGCUCAUUGACACUUUGCUGCUGUGUGUGUUUCAGCUUCACGGAGCAGCUGACCAAAGACUCCGCCAAAAUAAAAGCCAACAUCCGGAUGGUUCUGGAGGUGAGUCUGAUGGAUCAGUUUGUCGUCUCAGUAAAACAAAGUUUGAGUUUCUUGAACAGCUUCCCACUAAUUUAUAAACUUAAUAAUCCUGUUAGAUAGUUGACUUGAAUUUGCAGCUUUAUUUUUUUAAAAUCACAUUUUAAUUCUUGUAAAACUACAUCUUUAUUUCCUAUUAUAUCAACAAAUUCACCCUCAUGAACUUACAAACCUGAUUCAGGUUAAUGUCAAACCUUAUUUUUGUAGUUAAACUUUGUAGUUUUAUUCUCAUGAAUUUGAAGCUUUUUCCUGUAAAAUAACAUCUCUGUGUCUUUUUACUGUCGUGGUUUCACGAACCUGUAUUAAAUGUAAGUGUGCAGCUUUAUCGACAUAGAAAUUUUUUGAGUUUCCAGCGUGUUUUAAAUGAAAUUGAUAAUUUUUAUCUAAAUUUUCACUUUUUAAAAUGAAUGUUUCUGAUUUUGUAAAUCUUCAGUUUUGUUCAUUUACACCUUUAUUCCCAUAAAACCUUAUUCUGUUAAAAUUAACCAUUUUAACUCUGUUAACUUUACACUGAUGACUCCAUUCUGUAAACUCUUCAUUAAAGGGAUAUUCCGGCGUAAAAUUAAUUUAGGGUCAAACCGUAGACUGUAUCUAGAAUGGAUGCCAUCUGCCUCCUCUCUGGGUGAAGCCAAACCCCGCCUCCUUAUGGAGCUGUGGAUAAACUUUAUACAUUAAUGACACAGAAUAUAAAUGUUUUUCCCCCCUGGUUGUGAUGUUGAAAUGUAGUUACUGUCAGACUGGUUUGUGCCAGGUCCUCUUUUUUUCUGUACAGCUCCAUUUUUAAAAGUUAUUAGGGGGUUCAUGUUUUCUUUGAUUGACACUUGAUACAGCCAAUGGGCGUACCAAGAUUGUGUAGCUCACCCGGAGGAUACGCUGUUUGAACUGAGCGUCAUCACAGAUGCGUACAAUGCUACUGCGCAAUGUUGGUUUCAAAAAGUGGAGAAAAAAUGCGGCAUUACAGAGAACUUUACGGCUUCAAAUCUGUAUACUGGAAGAACCAAGCUGUCCAGAGAAAAUACAAUUAGACACCCCCUCCAGAGAUAAAUGUUGCUGACCGCUUGCUUCUCUAGUUUUACCAACUUUAGUAACGACCGCAGGAUAGCAUUACACAGCGGUUUGAGGAGCCAUAAACAAACCACAACCAAAACACCACUCUAUAGCCACAACUAAUGCUCAAAACAGCACCUAACUUCAUCAACAGCACAUAUAGGGUUCCAGCCGGAGUGCUAGCCACCAAACAUCUUUUUAACUUUUAAAGUGUUUCGUCUCUUUAGCAAAGAGACUAAACACAACUCACCUACUCUCUUCCAGCAGCCGCUUGUUUGUGGCGAGACCUCAGGCCAGUCCAUUACGGACUACAGCGGGGUGACGCAGCUCAAGGAAGAACAUUUAUUAUCAUUUCUUCAUGGAAAUACAAUCAGACCGAGACGCUAAGGCAGAAGAACUACCGCGUCUGCAGUGAAAAAUGAUUCAUAUGGUGAUUAUUACUUCAAGGAAAUGAGAAAGAAAUGAUCAUAAAUGUUCUUCCUUGAGCUGCGUCACCCCGCUCAGGGCUCGACAGCGCGACUGUUUCACUUGCAUUUGUGACUAAAAAUCUAUGUGUGCGAACUGUAAUAUGUAUUUAGGGUCACAUGUGCGAAUAAAAAAAAUCAAUAAAUGUAUUUUUUGUAAAUACGGCGAUGAAGUUAGUUUUAGGUUGGAUAUUUGACGGACAUUCACUGAGGAUCUACCGGUGUCUUCUCACUCUCCAUAAUAACAACAGCAGCGCGGUUAAAUCUACUCGACACCCUCACUGUCAACGUCAGGUGUUGAAUAAGGAACCAUCAAUAAAUUACCAGUUGAUGUUCUCAGAAAAGGCUGUUUUCCUUCAAUAGCUUCCAUGUUAUUUGACCAAUUGAUCUAAAAUUGAUUUUAAAUAAUAGUACUAAGGUCAGAAAUAAGACACACCUCUUUAUCUCCCUAAUUUGUUCUCUAAAAAUCUUUGUGUUAAAUUUAAAGGAAAUUUUUGAACAUUUUCUUCAAUAGCUUCCAUGUCAUAUGACCAAAAGACAUAAAAUUAAUUUCAAAUAAUAGUACUUAUGUCGACCAAUAAGACAAACAUUAUUUGAUCAAUUUUCAUUGUUAAAUUGUUUCAUUGUUCUUUUCAAAGUUCUUUGUGUGCUCCUUAACUUUUUCAACUUAAGAGAACAUGUGAAAAAAGUUAGUGUCAAGCCCUGCCACAGUUGUCCGUAAUGGACUGGCCUGAGGUCUCGCUACAAACAAACGGCUGCUGGAAGAUAGUAGGUGAGUUGUGUUAAGUCUCUUUGUUAGAGAAAUUAGUCAAAGUUAAAAAGAUGUUUGGUGGCUAGUGCUAUGGCUGGGACCUUAUAUGUCCUGUUGAUGAAGUUAGGUGCUGUUCUGAGCAUUAUUUGUGGCUAUAGAGUGGCGUUUUGGUUGAGGUUUGUUUAUGGCUCCUCAGACCGCUGUGUAUUGCUAUCCUGCGGUCGUUACUAAAGUUGGUAUAACUAGAGAAGCAAGGGGCUUGCAACAUUCAUCUCUGGAGGGGGUGUCUAACUCUGUGUUACAUUGUGUUUGACCCUAAAUUAUAUUACGCCGGAAUAUCCCUUUAAAUCACAUCAGUUCCAGCUUUAUCUUCACUCUGUUAAGGAGAGUUAAUUUACAAUAUUACUAACUUUACUCAGAGUUGAUUUAACCGUGUCCCUGCUGCUCAGAUUGAUUCCGGUUUGUUUGUUUUCAUAAAAACACACCUGUGAAACCUUCUUCUCUUACCUGAUGGUUCAUGAAAACAGACGUGUGAAUAUUCAGGUAGAAAAAAAUUCAAUCUGAGCUCCAUGGUUGUUUCCUCGCUUGAUUCUGAUGUGUGAAGCUGACAGGAAGUCCCACCCACUGUGUAGAUUUUCAUAAUAAUGGUCCUAGAUACUAACCCCCUUCUUCUCUUCCUCCUCAGGGUCUGAGGGAGCUGCAGGGAUUCAGUGACCUGCCGGAGAGCAGAAGAGACGUUUUCUAGACCUUUCCCUGACGGUCAGAUCUCCUGCAAAUGCCUCAGAGGAUCAGCUCAGACCACCGUUUAAAAAUGGCUGCUGAUGAUUCAAGGGACAGACCGCUGAACCAGUCCAGAGUCGAAUCAGCGACGUCUUUGUUGCCCAUCAAACUUUUUUCUCCUGAUGAAGCUGCAGAGUCUGAUCAGUGAGAGACAGGAGUGUCCUCAGAAGGGCACUGUGGAGCUGAAAUGGAAGGAAAGAUGAUGCUGAUGGAGGUUACUUUAGGUCAAAACUGUCCUCAGGUGUUUCGUAGACUGAGUGUGUCUGACUUCAGGGAAGCUGCAGCAAGAAGAAAGUGUCUGAUUUUUACAUCAAACUGUUUCUGAAGGAGGAGCGUGAAGAAAACAUAUUCAGAUUGAUGGACUGAAAUUCCACAGACCUGUGAGCAGACCAGGAGGAGUCUGCUCUUCUGCAGCAAAGCUUUGGUUCAUCUGCACUGAAAUCCCCAGGGUGUGGGUCAUUUGAAGGUUGAAGAUUUAUUAAAAAUCACAAACACAUUAAAAAUGUGUUUAUGUGGAGUUAAAUGUGAAAAGAACAGCUCAUGAUGGAUUAAAAGAGCUCAUGUCUGAAAAACACCCUGAUGAAUGCUCUUCUAGUGAUUAAAACAUGAUCAAACACUCACAUUGGUCUCCUCUCUGCAAGAAUCCAUGAAAAUCUGUGACAGCAGCUGCUUGUGUGGAGGCUGAAACAUGUCAAAGUACCCUCUAGUGUAUAGAAAGUGCCCUCUAGAUCCUCUCCAGUGUAUAGAAAGUGCCCUCUAGAUCAGUUGUUCUCAACUGGUCUCACUCUGGGACCCACAUUUUCCCAUGGUUCUUAAGUUGCGACCCACUUUUAUAAAAUUCAAAACAAGCUAAUUAAUUAAAAAAAAAACCUUUAAAGACUCUAAUCUUUAACAUAAAUACACCUAUUUCACUGAGUAAGGUGCAUGUCAGAGCACGUGAACUGAGGACGAAAACUACUGAAGUUGCUUAUACAGAAAAUGAAAAAAUAUCAAAUAUCAAAUUGCACAAAAUAAAGACCAAAGAAAAAAAACAUAUAAUUUUCCUGCAUUCAGGCCACAUUAAUAAGAGACAAAGGAGGAUCAAACAUAACAUGCCUUUCAAAAUAAGCUUUUUUUCAAAAUAAAAGUCAAACAUCAGACGCGCAUUAAAUAUAUAUUUUUUUAACCAGCUGUUCGCGACCCAUCCAGAACUUUGGGUCGGGACCCAUCAGUUGAGAAUCACUGCUCUCUAGAUGCUCUACAGCGUAUAGAAUGUGCCAACUAGAUCCUCUCUGGCAAAUAGAAAGUGCCCUCUAGAUGCUCUCCAGCGUAUAGAAAGUGCCUUCUAGAUGCUCUCCAGUGUAUAGAAAGUGCCCUCUAGAUGCUCUCCAGCAUAUCCAAAGUGCCCUCUAGAAUCUAGUCUUUCUAUACGCUGGAUAGCAUCUAGAGUCCAGAUGCCUUCUAGUUGCUCUCCAGUGUAUAGACAGUGCCCUCUAGAAUCUAGACUUUUUAUAUGUUGAAGAGCAUCUAGACUCUAGAUAGUCUCCAGUGUAUAGAAAUUGCCUUCUAGAUGCUCUCCAACGUAUAGAAAGUGCCCUCUAGAUGCUCUCGUCUAGAUGCUCCCUUCCAUAUCUAAAGUUCCCUCUUGGUUCACUAACUGUCCAGCAGUUUAGAUGUAAAUCUUCCUCCUGAUUUCUCUGAAGUCAAAAACCUCUAAAACAUUUUCUUGGAGUUCAGUGAAAUGUGUGGUUUUUUUUUGUUGUUGUUUCAAUAAAUGUUUGUGCAAUUGAA
Xyrichtys novacula (pearly razorfish) is the source of this 12237-nucleotide messenger RNA. The record is from the annotation of a GenBank genome assembly. NCBI's taxonomy places the organism in Eukaryota, Metazoa, Chordata, Actinopteri, Labriformes, Labridae.